This is a messenger RNA of Mycosarcoma maydis (corn smut), 1677 nucleotides long. Its product is annotated as putative protein that binds to DNA polymerase I. The record is from RefSeq and is a predicted model, not a curated record. The transcript has a single exon. NCBI's taxonomy places the organism in Eukaryota, Fungi, Basidiomycota, Ustilaginomycetes, Ustilaginales. Gene Ontology annotation, molecular function: nucleosome binding; histone binding; DNA binding. Gene Ontology annotation, cellular component: nucleus; FACT complex. The coding region runs from base 1 to 1677 and encodes 558 amino acids.
AUGUCGAGUACAACACAAUGGGAAAACAUCUACCAUGGUCUCGACACCACGCCGGGCAAACUCAGAAUGUCGCAAGGCGGUCUCGGUUGGAAACCCUCGGUAGGUGAAGGUAGCACGAUAACCAUUCCCGCUGAUCAGAUGGCUUCGUUCCAGUGGAUCCGCGUUGCAAGAAACUACCAACUUGCAAUCUAUCUCAACAAGGACCGAGACGCUCCUUCUUCAGCACAGACCAACCCUCGUCGCACCAACUUUGAUGGCUUUGUCCGCGAUGACUUUGAUCGUCUCUCCUCGCACAUUCGACAAUACUUUAACAAACCGCUCGAAGCAAAAGAGGUCUCGACAAGAGGUUGGAAUUGGGGCCAGGCCAAGAUUAGCAAUCACGAUGUACAGUUCUUGGUGCGAGACAAGCUGGCAUUCGAACUGCCCCUUUCGCAUCUCGCCAACAGCAACAUUGCAAAGACAGAGGUAUCCAUGGAGUUUCUCAACCCCGAACAGCAGCAGCCUGGUGCCAACACCGGUACAUCCGACGUCAACGGCACCAAAUCAAGGCGCAGCAAGGGCGAUCAGCUGGUCGAGAUGCGUCUCUACGUUCCCGGUCAAGCCAUCAAGGACGAUGGCAGCGACGCCGCCAGUGCUCAAGAUGAUGACGUUAACAACGAAGAGACGGCUGCAGAGGCAUUCCACGAGGCACUCAAGUCCAAAGCCGACAUCGGUCAAGUCGCCGGCGACUCGAUCGUCGUCUUCAAAGAGGUGCUUGUGCUCACUCCACGUGGCCGUUAUGACAUUGAUGUGUUCAGCACCUUUAUUCGUCUGCGCGGCAAGACAUACGACUACAAGAUCCUGUAUAGCUCGAUGAACAAGCUCUUCCUCCUACCCAAAGCCGACGAGAUUCAUGUUAUGCUUGUCAUCGGUCUCGACCCGCCCAUUCGUCAAGGUCAGACCCGCUACCCUUACCUCGUCCUUCAGUUCCCACGCGAGGAAGAGAUGGAUGCAGAGCUCAACCUGGACGAGCAGACGAUUCAGGAAAAGUACGACGGCAAGCUCAAGAAGCGUUACGAAGAACCCACUUUCCGCAUCGUCACCAACAUCUUCAAGGUGCUCUCAGGUCAAAAGGUGGCGACGCCUACCGACUUUGAAUCCUCGUCCGGCCAGACCAGCAUCAAGUGCAACGUCAAGGCAGCUGACGGCAACCUCUAUCCGCUCGAAAAGUCACUCCUCUGGGUGUCCAAGCAGCCCGUAUAUGUGCCAUAUUCAGAGAUCCACCAAGCCAUCCUCUCCCGUGUCGGUGGUGCAGUUGCCUCGUCGAAAACGUUCGACCUGCGCGUCGCUACCAAAAGCGGCACCGAGCACACAUUCCAAUCCAUCUCGCGCGAGGAGCUCGACCGUCUCAAGGCUUGGCUCGCUGACCGCAAGGUGAGGAUCAAGAACGAGAUGGCCGAAGAGACCGGUGGCUUGGCGGCAGCCGCCGCUGCUGGCUUGCUCAGUGACGACGAUGAUGAAGAGAUGGGUGCUGCAGGCGGUGCUGACGAGGACGAGGACAGCGAGGAAGAUGCCGAUUUUGCUGCCGAUUCCGACUCGGACGGUGGUUCACCAUCCGAGGCGAGUUCCGAUGAGGGUGAGGGCGGUGGCUAUGAUGACGAAGGAGAUGAGAGGCCGAAAAAGAAAAGGAAGGAUUAG